CUAUAUGUGGAGGGUGUCCUUUUCAUUUGUGAAGGGACAUUGCACUAACCGUUGUCUAUGUAGAUUUUCAGUUCUUGUUCUGAAUCCAGUCUGUUCAAUUCAGUUUUUCGUUUGAAGUGACAAGAAAGUUUCAGUGGCCUAAAGCAGACUGCAUUGAAGCUGUCUAUCUUGCCCAGGCAUGUUUUCGGAGAAGGAUAUCAAUCGUCACAACUACCAGAUGCGCUUCAUGGAAAUGGAGAACAAAAUCAAGCGUUGCGAACUUGAAAGAGCCGAACUUGAGCAACGCUUUGCGCAACUAAUGCGAGAACGUCAGGAGUGUGAAAAGACCGCGGCACGACAAGUCAAGAUGAAAUACAAGCGAAUGAUGGAACUUGAACAACAGCGAGCUGAACGAAACGAAAACUUACUGAGAAUGCUUCACACCAUCGAUCAACAAGCAGCAUCACUUGCCGCAAAAACAGAUCGACUGAAGAUGCUGAAGACUCAAUACGAAUCUUAUCUUAUUCGUUCCUGGUCUUCACAACGAGCUCUUCCUUGUUCCUCUCCAAUUCCUUCGCAGCAUUCUUUGCAAUCUCAGCUGUGCUUGGCACACCCACCUACAUCCUCUAUCCAAUUCCCGCAACGACCCAUCGAUUCUCCCAAAUCUGAGUUCGUGCGUUAUUUAUCGGAUAUAACUCACGUACAAACAGCUGUUUAUAAUCCCAUCCCACCACCAACAGCACUUUCCAACUACAUCAGUCAACAGCAGCCUUCAGGACAUCAACAGUACACUUCGCCUUUCUUAGCAUCAGCACCCUCAUUCGUCCAAGAACCUAUCAUGCGUCCAGCAGCUGCUCCAGAAGAGAUGCCUGCCAUACAAAGUUUCACAAAACAAUCUUCCUCGGAGCCUAAAGUGCCCGCUACUCCUCGUCGUUUACCUUCAACCGUCCAUCCAACAAAGAAACUUGAGCUUUCCAAUGAAGAAUUUAUUCAAUACAUUGACAAUGAAAUAUUGAAAGGGUCCUCCACUGUCGAUUCAACGGAAGUUACCAAUGAUCCACCACCGGACAUCGUAAUUGACCCGCCUACAAUGGCCUCAACUCCUCUUCCGGCGGCUGCCUACUUGGAAGAUUUGACCAACGAUGAAGAAGAUCGUCUUUGUCCACCUACUGGAAGUCGUGGUGUUCUCUCUGAUGAUUCGCCCAUUAUUGAAGAAAUCGUUGAACCCACAGCAGAACUUAAUAUUAACGAUGACAAUCCGACAUCGUCUUACGAGGAAGAGGUCGAAAAGUCUCUGGCUGUGUCGGAUGACGCCAUCAUCAACCAACGAUGGGAGAAGCUCGUUGAAGUGAAUUCCCCUAUAAGACCGGCACAAAACGUUGCCAACGAAUCAGAUACUAAGGUACCCCUGGAAGAACUAGUUGCAAUGACUCUUCGUGGUGUAAUAUGUGAAGUAGAAGAACGGUACGAAGUUCCACCCAUUUCCGAUACAACGGAAAUUGUAAAACAAGAGCAACCUGCGUUGGACGAAGGUCAAUAUCCACACGGUACAUAUGACUUGACCAAUACUUCUGAGGCUUUCGGAGAAAUACAAUCCGAUUAUCCACAGUCAGCUUUCGAUUCGGAGAAUGCCAAUCCAUCGGAGCAGCAAUUUCCAGAAUUUUCUAAAGAAUAUCAGGACGAAAUUCCUCCUGAAUACUCCGUACAGGACAACGUUGAUCUCAAUUAUGACAAUUCGUCAACUUACGCACAGCCGAUUCUUCAGACUACCACUGAGGAUACAUCGCACCGGACUACGGCAAGACAGGUCGUUCGGCCCAAAAGCAUCGAAACAAUCGAUGAAGUGAUCAGCAAUGGUGAAGAAAACCCGGAUGAGAGUGCUCCAGUAUCCGUAUCAAAGCAUUCUUCUCCAAUCGGAGAGAACGUGACCUCCACGGAACUUCACCAAUCAGAGCAGGAAAUACAACCCAUGCAACCUAAUCCCGAGGAGGAGAACCAACAGUACGACUAUUCCCAGUAUCCCCAAGAGUACGACCCGAAUGAUCCCAACCAACAAGCGGCAUACUAUCAGCAAUACACAGACGAUCAAACUGGACAGGGUCAAGAUCAAACCUACCAAGAAUAUGCCGAUCACGAUCCGAACCAGUAUCAGCAAGCGACCGAAUAUCCUGGCCCGACACAGUACGUAUUCGAGCAGGGUUAUUACGAUGAACAACAACCGCAACAGGAGGCAGAGUCAGACCAACAGCAGCUCCAACAACAAGGCUACUACGAGGCGGACCCGAAUGCAACCGAUCAGCAAUACUAUGCGGAAGAACAAGCCGAUCAGGCGUACUAUGAUCAGUCGCAAGUGGGUGUGGAAUAUCCUAACUAUGAUGAACAGGUAGCAACCGCUGCUGAUGCGUCACAAGAAGAUCUCGCGGAAAGUGCUCCUUAUCAGGUUACGGAAGAUAAGAAUUUAGUCCAGCAGGAGCAUUUAACGCCGACGACAGUGAUGAGUUCAGAGCCGAACAUUGAAGAGAAAACGAGUGAUAGUAGUGAGUUAUUAGUGGCAGACGAGAAGACGGAUUCUCCGGUUGAACCAAACGGUAAACAGGAUACAACUAUCAGUUCGGCGAACGAUGAAAGUGAUUUUGAUUUUUCCACGCAGUAAUUCUAAAAGCAUGUUACUUAAUCUAUUUAUGUUGAAUCUACAGGAAUUGAUCUUUCCCGUGAAAAUAAAAAUAAUAUUG
Messenger RNA from Armigeres subalbatus, 2711 nucleotides. RefSeq names its product protein P200. Lineage: Eukaryota; Metazoa; Arthropoda; Insecta; Diptera; Culicidae. The transcript has 6 exons. Bases 179 to 2632 code for a protein of 817 amino acids. The record is from RefSeq and is a predicted model, not a curated record.